UGGGCAAAACGCCGUCGUGUUCCUCGCCAGUGUUGAAUUUUCUGUCGGGGUUCAACAAACCGCUCCACGACAAGACUAAAUGGCCGAAUUCGAGGAGAACCAAAGGUGAUAUAAGUUUUUUUUUUAACCUGAGCCUGGUUCGGUCCAGACAGCGGCCUUUUUUUUUUUCAGCCUCACAUCACAGCGUGUUCAUCCCGCUUCCAUUGUGAGAGCUUCUCUAAGAAGCCCGCGCUAAGGCACCGACCGCGCACACCUGCCGCCUUUUCAGCCGAUUUUCACCUAUUUUCCUGAAUUUACACAUUGCAAAAUGUGCUCUCGGGUUUGGUUCGUGACGGACCGGCGCAUCAGCCAGGAGUACCCCCAGGUCCAGAUCCUCCGGGCGCUGAAGGAGCGCUGCGCCGACGAGGACGUUGAAUUCCGCUACCUCCUCAUGGAUCAGAUCGUGCUGACGAUCACACAAGGCCAGUUAGGUUUACGAGUGGACCAAGAGUUGGUGACGUCUUAUCCCCAGGUGGUGGUAGUACGGGUCCCCACACCUUGGGUUCAGUCUGAUAGCGACAUCACUGUGCUGCGCCACCUGGAGAAGAUGGGUUGUCGGCUAAUCAACCGGCCCCAGGCCAUACUCAACUGUGUCAACAAGUUUUGGACCUUUCAAGAACUAGCCGGUCAUGGGGUGCCUCUUCCUGACACCUUCUCUUAUGGGGGGCAUGACAACUUCCGUAAGAUGAUCGAUGAGGCAGAGCCUCUGGGUUACCCGGUGGUGGUAAAGAAUGCACGUGGCCACAGAGGCAAGGCUGUGUUCCUGGCACGGGAUAAACCCCACUUGACAGAUCUAUGUCACCUGAUUCGCCAUGAUACGCCCUACCUGUUUCAGGAGUAUGUCAAGGAGUCGCAUGGUCGUGACGUACGGGUGGUCAUGGUGGGUGGCCGUGUCAUUGGCUCCAUGCUACGCUGCUCCACUGAUGGUCGCAUGCAGAGCAACUGCUCCCUGGGUGGUGUGGGUAUGAUGUGCCCCCUCAGUGAGCAGGGCAAGCAGCUGGCGGUCGAAGUGUCCAACAUCCUCGGCAUGGAUGUAUGUGGAGUUGACCUCCUGCAGCUAAACGACGGCUCCUUUGUUGUUUGUGAGGCUAAUGCCAACGUGGGCUUCAUCGCCUUCGACCAGGCAUGCGGCAUAGAUGUAGCGGGGAUCGUGGCCGACUUUGCUCUGUCGAUGCUCCCCAGCCGCCUCACUCGUAAGAUGUCUCUCCUGUCCGUCGUGUCCAGCGCCAGCGAGACCUGCAGCGAGCCCGAAGUGUGCAUCGUUCCUUCGGGUGGCGGCUCGCUGCCCGAGGCCGUCUGCAACAUGAGCGUAGGCUCCACCUCCAGCGAGAGUGACCCAGAGCUGGCAGAGCCCUCGCAGUCAUCACCCCGUCACUCCAAUACCCCCAUCCUGCCCGAUCUCCCCGAUGCAGCCUACAACUUCAACACCCUCCUGGCCAAUGAGAUCAAACUAUUGACUGAGUGAGGUUCAUGCAAAGUCAUGCUCACACAAACACCACAAAUGCACGCAUACUUAUACCUGUAGAAACAUUCCUCGCAUAUCGGUCUGAAACAGUUAAACAUAAAAUGUUUUGUGCAACACAAGAGCUGAGAGAAACAGAACACACAUAUUGCGAGAACCACACAAACAAACAUCUACGCAUGAGCUUUCGCUUUGAGAGAAAUAGAUCUGAGGCUGCUCC
Molecule: messenger RNA, 1721 nt
Organism: Nematolebias whitei (Rio pearlfish)
Lineage: Eukaryota; Metazoa; Chordata; Actinopteri; Cyprinodontiformes; Rivulidae
Gene: rimkla
Product: ribosomal modification protein rimK-like family member A
Exons: 5
Coding region: 308-1504 (398 amino acids)
Biological process (GO): protein modification process
Cellular component (GO): cytoplasm
Molecular function (GO): ligase activity, forming carbon-nitrogen bonds; metal ion binding; ATP binding
Source: RefSeq, a predicted model, not a curated record